AUGAAUGGUCAUGUAAAGAGUAUGCAUUUUCAACAGUUUAUGGAACCAGCAACAACAUUACUCUCUCUCCUGCUGCUUAUGGCUGUUGAUUCAACAAGAACUGUGACAGCAAGCAGAAACCAGCAGUGUGGGAAUUUUCUGCAACAAACUUUGAAGCUGACCAGACUCGCACAUAAGGAAUCUGUUGAACUCAUCAAAACAUAUAAAGCCUCCCAAGGAGAAUUGUCAGAGCUUCUCUGCAAGGUGUCAGUGAGUGAUGUCCCUGAUCCCAACAUCUCCGGCAUGGAGCCCUCAGAGAGGCUACUGAGCAUCUACACACACCUCCAAGCCUUUUUCCCGCAUUUCAAGCGUGUAUACGAGCAGCAGACAGACUUACAGGAACCCACGAGCCCACUGUUGACCGAGCUCACCAGGGUCAGUGCUCGCAGCAGUGCACUGGGUACUCAGCUAAACAUCUUUUAUCAGAGUGUCUUCCCAAACCUGCCAAUACAGGAGCCAGCAGGGAGGCCAACAUCAUUACCUCCACCUCAGAACAUCUUCCAGCAAAAAGUCUAUGGCUGUGUGGUCCUGAAGACUUACAAGGAGUUCCUAUCAAAUGUUUCAAAAGAACUGAGAACUCUAAAAAGCAAAGUGUGCAGACGGAGGAUACAGUUUAACUCACUCUUCUGA
Messenger RNA from Scomber japonicus (chub mackerel), 669 nucleotides. RefSeq names its product IL-6 subfamily cytokine M17 (gene m17). The transcript is spliced from 3 exons. The record is from RefSeq and is a predicted model, not a curated record. Bases 1 to 669 code for a protein of 222 amino acids. Gene Ontology annotation, cellular component: extracellular region. Gene Ontology annotation, molecular function: ciliary neurotrophic factor receptor binding; cytokine activity. NCBI's taxonomy places the organism in Eukaryota, Metazoa, Chordata, Actinopteri, Scombriformes, Scombridae. Gene Ontology annotation, biological process: negative regulation of neuron apoptotic process; ciliary neurotrophic factor-mediated signaling pathway; immune response.